AUGGAAUCGGCAACAAGACAUCGUGCCGAUAUGAUUUCGUUCUUCACGUUCGACUCGUACAUCUCAAUUGUUGGUGUUGCUUAUACGGCUGUCGGUCUCUUGGGUGUUUUCUGCAAUGUUACAACUGUGGUCAUGAUCUUAACCAAUCGAGUAUUCCGUCUCUCCGCAUAUACCAUAAUGGCAAACGUGGCUUUGGCGGAUAGCAUUGUGAUGUUGAUCGCCGGUGUUGCUUGUGGAAUGGAUGUCAUGUGGCCAAAUCCAAACGAUCUUACUUCAUUUAUUCCGAGUUUGGAGGAACCAUUAAACACGGUUUCCCCAAUACCACUUCGAAACGACACGAAAAUGACAGGUGAUUCCUCAGAGACUGGGAAUAUUCAUGCUGUGCUCUCCUUCUCAUUUGUUGCUGCAUGGACAGCUGGAGUGAUCAGCUACGCGAUGCUCGGAAUGAACCGAUGUAUAGCCAUAUGCUACUACGGUACCAAAGCAAGAGCACUGAAUCAAGUAUCUGUGGCUAUCGCUUGUUCAGCCAGCACCUGGGUCAUUGGAGUUGGAGCUGCAUUAGUUGGAACUCUCUCCCAACCAAUGAUUGGUAUACAGAGAACCAUGUGGAGUAUUAGUUUUCUGGAGCCAAAACCACAUACAACUCUGUUUUUCACAAUUCUCUGCGCGGCGAACCUUUUCGGACUUGGAGCUCAAUGGGUUUGCUCCACGUUGGUGCUGCUCAAAAUCAGACAGGUUAAGAAGAAAAUCAGCAAAAACAAAUUGAAUCAAAAUUCGGCGAAUCGAUUCCGUAAACAGGCUCGCCUCACAUUUCAAUUCUUCUACCCAUCAAUUCUCUGCACUAUCUCAACGUUCCUGUUUUUCAUCAAGCCAUAUGCCUUUGAGUAUCUUUCCGGAUGGCAAUUGGUAAUCCUUCACUUGCUUUGGCUGUGCAACCACACUUGCAAUCCAUUCAUCUACGCCUAUUUCAAUGAUAGAAUGCGAAUGACCUACAAGGAGAUCUUGACUUGCGCUGCAAUCCGAUACCAGAUCAGGAAACGACGAUCGAGUCAUCCAUUCAGAAUGCACGGAAGACACAAUGUGUCAAAACGAUCCAACGCCGCUGGAAUGAAAUCCACACGGAUAUCAGCCCGAUCAGGACGCACCAACCGAGAUGGAAACUUUGUUCGAAACUCGUUACAAAUGCAGAGUCGCGACUUUGAGCAAUUGUGCGAGUUCAUCAUGCGUGUCAACCCCUUGUACGAUUCGAGUGAAGGAUGGCGGGAAAGCAGUGACGAUGAGCCAUUUCAACCUGAGUUCACCAAGGAGCUGGAAUCUGUCCAUAACGCCGGUGGAUCAUCCCGUUAUGACAACGACCGAGAGGCCAAGUCAAUCGUAUUGGAUCUGGGCCGUCAGACUGUUGAGCACUGGGUCAAAUUUGCCAAAAAGGCGAGCAUCUAA
This is a messenger RNA of Caenorhabditis briggsae, 1440 nucleotides long. Gene Ontology annotation, molecular function: G protein-coupled receptor activity. Gene Ontology annotation, cellular component: membrane. Bases 1 to 1440 code for a protein of 479 amino acids. Lineage: Eukaryota; Metazoa; Nematoda; Chromadorea; Rhabditida; Rhabditidae. The transcript is spliced from 11 exons. The record is from RefSeq and is a predicted model, not a curated record. Gene Ontology annotation, biological process: G protein-coupled receptor signaling pathway.